This is a messenger RNA of Wyeomyia smithii (pitcher-plant mosquito), 884 nucleotides long. RefSeq names its product brachyurin-like. The transcript has 3 exons. Gene Ontology annotation, biological process: proteolysis. Gene Ontology annotation, molecular function: serine-type endopeptidase activity. The coding region runs from base 16 to 813 and encodes 265 amino acids. The record is from RefSeq and is a predicted model, not a curated record. NCBI's taxonomy places the organism in Eukaryota, Metazoa, Arthropoda, Insecta, Diptera, Culicidae.
CACACCAGUUCAGAGAUGCGACAUCUGAUUGUAUUUUUCCUAGGACUAGCGGUGGCGUUGGCCAUCGAGACAACCCACAAGGAUACUCGUAUCACCGGUGGGGAUGAUGCCGGUGAAAAUGACUACCCUUUCACGGUAGGAAUUCUGAUCUCGGGUGAUGAAGAGCAUACCUUCUGCGCGGGAAUUCUGGUGACGCCUCGUUUUGUUCUUACAACCGCAAAUUGUGUCAUACGUCAAACAAUGCUGACCGUGCUGUUGGGGUCAUCGGCCAUAACAGGGAUGAACCAAUUCUUGCCGGUCACCCACGUUCGGCUGCACUGGAAUCACAGUUCAACGGUUAUCAAUCGCGCCGACCUGGCUCUCUUGACACUUGUUCGUGACGCCACCCUAGGACCCGGUGUUGCGGUUGCCCGUCUUCCCAGCUGGUCUCAAGUCGGCAACACCUUCAAUGGCUUUGGGGCGACCGUCGUCGGAUGGGGAUUAUCAGGAAAUCGUGUGGAUGAAACAAUUCCUGUACCGCAUCUGCAGGUCGUUCGUAAUCCAGUGAUCAGUAAUUUCGUGUGCGGAAUAUCUCACUCGUUCAUAACGGAUGAGCAUGUGUGUACUUCUGGGGACAACGGAGGCCCUUGUGAUGGAGAUGAAGGAGGCCCCGUUAUGAUCACGGAAGAUGGCGAGCUUACUGUGAUCGCUAUUCAUUCGUUCCACUUUGGCCGUCUCCGAGGCUGUGAACGUGGUCGAUCGGCUGUUCAUACGCGGCUCACCGAACACCUGGGCUGGCUGGUGGAGCACACGGGUGUCGAGAUAAGACCAUAAUUUGUGAUUGCCUCUGUUAAAGACCCCCUGUUUUAUUUUAAAAUAAAUUAUCCACACCGCAAUAGCUUCGA